This is a messenger RNA of Notothenia coriiceps (black rockcod), 3989 nucleotides long. Its product is annotated as myelin transcription factor 1-like protein. The transcript is spliced from 6 exons. Gene Ontology annotation, cellular component: nucleus. The record is from RefSeq and is a predicted model, not a curated record. Gene Ontology annotation, molecular function: RNA polymerase II cis-regulatory region sequence-specific DNA binding; DNA-binding transcription factor activity, RNA polymerase II-specific; zinc ion binding. The annotation marks the transcript as partial. Gene Ontology annotation, biological process: regulation of transcription by RNA polymerase II. Lineage: Eukaryota; Metazoa; Chordata; Actinopteri; Perciformes; Nototheniidae.
GUGUCCAGUGCCGGGUUGUGACGGGCAGGGUCAUGUGACGGGGAAGUACGCGUCCCACCGCAGUGCGUCGGGCUGCCCCCUGGCGGCCAAGCGGCAGAAGGACAGCUACGUGAACGGGUCGCAGUUCGUCUGGAAGUCGGGGAAGACGGACGGCAUGAGCUGCCCGACGCCCGGCUGCGACGGGUCGGGACACGUCAGCGGGAGCUUCCUCACGCAUCGGAGUCUCUCUGGUUGUCCCCGUGCCACCUCGGCCAUGAAGAAGGCGAGGAUGAGCGGCGUGGAGAUGCUGACAAUCAAGCAAAGAGCAAGCAAAGGCAUCGAAAAUGAUGAAGAAAUCAAACAGCUGGAUGAAGAAAUCAAAGAUCUGAACGAGUCCAACAAUCAAGUGGAGUCCGACAUGUUAAAACUGAGGACACAAAUCACCUCGAUGGAGACGAACCUGAAGUCCAUCGAGGAAGAGAACAAGGUGAUCGAGCAUCAGAACGACUCGCUGCUGCACGAGCUCGCCAACCUCAGCCAGUCGCUCAUCAACAGCCUCGCCAACAUCCAGCUUCCACACAUGAAACCGCUGCCACAGAAAGAGGCCCCAGUAAAGCAUAACUGCUGUUUACAGAUGCCUCCCAGAGAGCCAAUGAAUGAACAGAACUUUGACACUUAUGUGAGUACAUUGACAGACAUGUACACUCACCAGGACCAGUACCAGAGCCCGGAGAACAAGGCGCUGCUGGAGAACAUCAAACAGGCCGUUCAGGGGAUCCAGGUCUAGCCCUGGCUGAGGCCAAAAUAACAAAUGCAAAGCAAAAACAACAACAAAAAAAAUCAAAAAGAGGGUUACGGGUUGUUUUUUGCUGCUGUAAUCUACGAUAGCUCUUUUAAUUCUACUGCUGUUAUGCUCUCAACUCCAUGGGUAUCUUUUUUUAUCAUUUUGAUUGUCGUUGCCUUGCUUUGAAAAACAACGUUUUAAACGAACAUUCACGUUUUGUACAUUUUCAUAUGACCUAAUAUAAUGUGAUGUACUGUUUAUAGCUGCUAAUGUAUGCACAUUCUAGUGUAUAUGUAUUUAUUGUAAGCUUGAAUCAUUUCUUAUUUUAACGCGAAAAAACUGGGCGUCACGGGUUACAUGGGGAGCAGAAAGGAAAAAGGGAAAGCUGAAGAGCAAUCAUUUUUGAAAGGCUUUUCUCACGAGCUGAAAACAGGUCGUUUAAUGGAUGUAAUUCAUUGAUAUUUGUAAUGUUUGAAAACAAUAUUACUGUAAAUCUUUAGCUAAAGUAGAAGAAGAACCAAUGCUUUAAGCAAGAAGAUUUCAAACAUCAUGACACGGAAACUUACUGGUGCAAAUCCCAUCAUCCCCUUCGGAGUUGUUUCGUUUUAAACCGUCGCUUUUCUUUGUUGGAGAACGAAGCGGAAAGACCAAUGGCUACAGAAAACGUAGGAGACAAUCUGCCAUUCUGAAUUUCUUUUAAUCAUCAACCUUGAACUAGCUAAUAAGGCAAUGUGUCAGCAAUAUUGGUACGAUAAUAUAAAAUUGUUGGUUUAGAUAUGGGAUGCAAUCUAUAUGAAAAAAAAUGUUUGGGUAUAUGCAAUUUCUUAUGAAUAAAACUAGCAUAGAGCAGAUAGAUCUUUUUACUAACUAUAAAUGUAUUGCGUUUUGUAUAACCUUUUACUACAAUCAUGUUUUAGGAAUCUGACGCGGGUGAAAGGACUUUGGUUCUGUCAUGUUCGACUUUGCACAGGGACACCUUUGUUUCCAUGUUUUGAUGUUUUUAUUGUCUAUUAAGAGGCACUUGGCAGGCGUAUGGAUUUGUAGAUAUGAUUUUUUCUAUCUAAAGGCUGACGGCUCCACUGGACUUACAGGGUCAAACGUCCCCAUCCAUCAUUGUAUAUUGCACUCGUUCUGUAGAAAACGUCUUUUCAAUCAUGCAUCCUAUUGUGUGAGACACAAUGGGAAAUGAUGGCAGACGACAUGAUGACCAAGCAGCACUUUUUAUUAUUAUCUUUGAUUGUUAUUGAAAAGAUGAAGAAAAACUAAGCCAGCAGUCGUGAACGCGACGUCUGCGCACUGAAUUUACCGACUGAGUAUUUGAUCUGAAUCGGCCUUACGUUGACAUUCAGUCUGAAAUCACAGUACUGACUGAAAAAUGUUUUCUGAACACCGUCGAUCAUGCAUGCACUUUAUUGGAGUUUGUCAAAGUAUUAUCACGUGGUAAAUGAAGCAAAAACUGUACAGCGAGUUUGUGGAAACUGUGACUUUGACAAGACUUUGUGCUGGUGAUUCCUGGAUGAAAGAACCCUGAAACAGAUUUAACUGAGAAGGUGAGUUAUUUAAAGGACAACUCCCCCUCUGGUCCCCCUAAAUUGUUAACCUCCACCACUUUAAGUUUAUUUGAAAUCCUCUCUAAAACAUUACCCUUUUCUAUAAGUAUUGGAAAGGCUCCUUUUCUAUCCACAUUAUUUAUGGAUUGUAUUGCAUUGGUUAAUAUAAGAACUGUUUCCCUUUGGUCAACCUGACGAUAGAGAAAUGUGAGGAGCUUGUUUCGGCUGUGUAGGGUUCCAUGAAAGUAAAACUUCUGGGUAGACUAUGUUUGGUUACUGUCAGUUCAAUUGUCAAAAGAUUAACAGCUAUACUAGAGAACUAUUUGAGUCGAAGGAACAAACCUGUCUUCGGAAAAGCUAACGGUGAAAGUGAACUGCAACUCCCAAAGUGCAUUUUGGGGAAACACAUCCAAUCACAAAGUUUAAACCCCAGCUUUCCGUGCUCAUCCUUAAUGGCCCUAAGCCUUUGUGACAUCUGGUUUACUCUCCAUAGCAACAAUGGUUAUAUUGAAAUAUUUAGACCCAUCCACCAUGACAUAUUGGCGGUGAAAGAUUGCGAUUUCUCAAAAGCAAAAUCAUCAAUCUGGUUCAGUGUCGAACCUGAACCUUUUCUGAAAAUGAGCUCAGUUGCAGAUUUCCUACUUUUUUCAAAAUGCGUUUCAAUAGAGAAAGGGAUCAAAAGUUGUUGCAAUCGCUCAAAUAAUAAAUAUACAAUUAUAUUUGCCCUGAGGUAGCCACCCCAAACUUUCCAUGUGACAAUAUGUUCAGCAUUUUGUUUUCUAAAUGAAGUUAGGCUAGAAGACAUCAAGAGUAUUUGAUAAUUAGGGGCUGGUUGGGUUUGAAAUACACACUUUAACUCACUUUAUCUUGCUCAAAUGUGUAGAAAAUAUGUAUAAAUAUCAUUUAAAAGACAUUUAAGGUGUUAACCAUCCUCAACUUUGAUCAAAUCAUGAAGAUUUAAUUGGUGAGUGAGGAAAGGAUCCGGUUUCCAAUCAGUCCAGUUUCCCACAGGAAGGAAAAGCAAACGUCAGACGGCUAACUGGGGGAGUUUUCCUUUAAAGAUGCGUCUUCUUUGGACUUUUACUGCAAAGCCUCAUUCCCUGAUUUCACAUCUCUGUCCAAAGCUUUGUGUCUGCAGCUUCCUGCCAGUAAACCUCUGCAUUAGAUAGACUGACAGCUUGUAUUUUUUAUUUAGUGGGUUAUUCUUAACUGAAAACAAAGGAGAUGGGAGUUAAAGCACAAUUCUGCCACUUAAAGACAAUUCAAUAGACUAGAUAUUGUAAUAUCAGAUGUAAAAGCUAAACUGUAACUAUUUACAUAGAAAAAUCUCAACACUAACAUGUGACAUGCUAGAAUGCAAAAUAAAUCCAUAUGAAUAUUUGUGAAAUCAUCAGUUUAUGAAAAUGUUACAGUUUCUUUUGGGCGGUGCAUUGAUGAAGGGGUUUUUAUACAACAUUCAUUUUCUCUCCUUUUUACCCCUUUCUCCGUGUCACUCGCAAACUUUCAACAACAGUUUUUCUUACCACAUGGCAUGGUUUUUGUUGAUAUUUUUGCUGUAUGUUUAAGGUCACGAGUUGCUACGUGAUAUUUUAAUUUCACUUGUGAAGUUUGUACAAUUUUUAUCAUGCUGGUGUUGGCAUCUCUUGCUCUGAAUAAAUCUUGUGUUGCAACACUGA